Molecule: messenger RNA, 1431 nt
Organism: Dipodomys spectabilis (banner-tailed kangaroo rat)
Lineage: Eukaryota; Metazoa; Chordata; Mammalia; Rodentia; Heteromyidae
Gene: Otol1
Product: otolin 1
Exons: 4
Coding region: 1-1431 (476 amino acids)
Molecular function (GO): protein binding
Source: RefSeq, a predicted model, not a curated record
AUGUCUGUGUGUUCUUGGCUUUGCACCAUUUUAAUGGUUUUGGUUAUUGCUGGUAUGGACACAAUAGCGAAGACCACACCACAUGCCAAAUUUAUGAAGAUAUCUGAGGGAAAAGAGUUCCCCAAGGGCCCGAAGCCAACCAGGGGUCCUGCUCAGGGGGAAGAGGAACUCCCCCCCACCAACCCUGCUGGAGUGGCUGAGCCCACCAUCGCCCCUUCUACCCUGGGCUCGCCCUGGGCCUCCACUACGCCCUUUCCCUUUGCAAACGUCACUCCGGACCCAGCUGAUUUCCUCUGGAAUUGCUGUCACUGCUGCUCACCUGUCACUGGGCAGAAAGGAGAACCCGGGAAGACUGGAAAUCCAGGCUCUAAAGGGGAGGCAGGUGAUACGGGGGUCGCAGGACCACCAGGAAUUGGUGGGCCCCAAGGCUCAAAAGGCCAGAAAGGAGAGAAGGGACUCAAAGGAGAACGUGGGGACCCAGGAGCAAGUGGAGUUCCAGGAUACCCAGGAAAGCCUGGGGAACAAGGUGCACCCGGCCCCCGAGGCGAGAAGGGCAGCGCGGGGCCGGCGGGAGAGAGAGGAGAGCCGGGCCUCCCGGGGGCCGCGAGUGGGGAUGGCACCAAGGGCGACCCGGGGGCCCCGGGGGCGGUGGGCGCCCCGGGCGCGCGCGGGGAGCCGGGAGCACAGGGUGCGCGGGGCGCCAAGGGCGAGAAGGGCGACCCGGGGCCCCCGGGCGCGGGCGGCGCCCCCGGGCAGAGCGGGGGGCCGGGGCAGCAGGGCGAGCCGGGGCCCCGAGGAGAGAAGGGGAGCAAAGGAGACGCGGGACUCCCAGGCCAAAGAGGCCCAGCCGGCCGGCCCGGGGCUGCGGGUCCAACGGGCGCCAAGGGCGACCGAGGCGAGCUGGGCUCCCCGGGCGCCAGGGGACCCGCGGGGCCCAAGGGUGAGCCUGGGAUCAAAGGGGCCCGGGGCCCCCCCGGGAAGAAGGGGGCGCGGGGCUUCAAGGGCUCCAUGGGCGAGCGGCCCCUCGCGCCCCGGUCUGCGUUCAGCGCAGUUUUAUCCAAGCCGUUCCCUCCCGCCAACGUCCCCAUCAGAUUCGACGGGGUCCUCCACAACGAUCCCGGGGACUACAGUCCCGCCACCGGCAGGUUCAACUGCAGCGUGCCCGGGGUCUACGUCUUCUCCUACCCCGUGGCCGUGCGCGGCCGGCCUGCCUGCGUCCGCCUGGUGGCCCGCAGGGCCGGGCCGGCUGCGUCUAGACCGGCAGCCCAGCGCCAGGGCCUCCAGCGGGCCUCGCUCCUCACGCUGCUGAGCCUGGGCGCCGGGGACCAGGUGUGGCUGGAAGGGACCGGUGUCCACUGCAGCGCGGACGACGACAGCGUCUUCACUGGCUUCCUGCUGUACCCGCGCGGGGCUCCGGGAGUGGCGCCCUGA